GUCGACCAAGAGGACUUGCUGUGGCUCAACUGGUGCCGCCAAUAUCUCCAAGUCACCACCCUCUCGGAACUCACCACCGCCGACGGGUGUUCCCUGACGGCAGCUUCUCUUGCCGGCCAACCCUCCGAACACUUUGUGACCAGCUACAACUGGCCCCGAACCCGACGCCCUGGCCCCUCUCAUAGGGACCUAUGGCGACGCGUCCUCUCGCAAGCUGUCCUCCGCCCCUACAGCCGCCGUCGCCGAUUGUUGCAGCCCCUCGGACCACUGGAGGAAGACCACCUACACGUCCCCCGCUGCCCUUCUGACCCGGCCAAGACCCAGUGGCAGCUCCUACUCCAAGAACUCCAAGAAUGGUUCCAGUCCACUACCACUGCUACACCCAUCGCCCAAUUCUCGGGGCCCUUCUUGGCACCAUCCGCACCCCUAACAACCAGCCUCAAACAGAGACUCCGUGGUACCGCCUACACGGAAUGUCUUCUUCCGCCCUCACCCAAGUCUGUGAGGCUCAACUCCGCCUUGGCCCCCAAUGCCUCCUCAAAGGCCUUCUCAUCCACGGCUGGGCCGACCUCCAGCAACAAUUCUACCGCUCUUGCGGUAGUCGCCGAUCCGGUAACCUGUGGGCUGCCAAUCUAUCUCGACAGCUCAUCCUUAUCGGUAAAGGCAUGUGGAAGCAUCGCAAUGAUGUCUUUCAUUCUGACGACAACAUCGUCAACCAACAGCGCGCGACUGCUCUUGAUCAACGCAUCCACGAAGAGUUUGACAUGGGUCUUCGCGACCUACCUCGGAACCUUCGCCCUGCCAUCCAAUCGAUCCCGCCUUGUGGAAGUCCUCCGACUCCAACUGGCGGACAAGGAGGAAUGGGUCCUUGUCAUCUCCGAAGCCCGCCGCAAAAUCAGACGAUCUCUUGCAGGCAGGCGACGAUUGAUGUGGGAACUGACCCACCCUACUCCUCGCCCAGCAGCCCCCUGA
Molecule: messenger RNA, 972 nt
Organism: Cylindrotheca closterium
Lineage: Eukaryota; Bacillariophyta; Bacillariophyceae; Bacillariales; Bacillariaceae
Source: the annotation of a GenBank genome assembly